GGUCACUUUCUCUUCGCUAUCGACUGUUCCGAUUGCCAUCAUCUGGAAGCGCUAUGAGAUUGACUUUGAAAAUAUUAUAGGGACUUGCAAUGAACAGGCUUGCAAUAUACCGUCAAGUUCAGCAUGUUGGCCUUAAGGUAAAUAUCGACAAUUGACACUGCCUUCGCACGAGAUGCAUGGAUACAACGGAAUGUUCGUUCCCCUGUCUUUUCCCAAUCUCAUGCGGAUAUAAAUUAUGGACUGUGAAUCGCCAUGAUACGCUUUAAAUCAAUCUAUGGACGAAUUCUGUCUUGAACAUCCAACCAACGUCGAUCGAUGCUCGCGUCACGCUCGAUUGGUUCUUGUGGAUGAGGCCAGCCCUCGUUACGCACAGGUCCGCGAGCUCUUUCAGAAUGGCUGGCGACAUCCUGAGAAACCUGUACCUUCUUUACGCGCUAUCUAUAAAGUUGUCGCUCCAGAGUCGAAGAUCGCUCCUUUCCUUAAGUAUCAAUCCUCCGUAAUGACAACUUCCUGGUGGAGUCCAUUUAUACGGGCCGGCACUGAAGCAUUACUUUUCCAUGGUACCAAUAGAGCAUGCCUACUGGGCGAAACGCCUAACAAUUUGAAGCCAUGCAAGUUGCCGAAAUGCUGUCUUUGCUCAAUUAUCCGCGAGUCCUUCGAUGUUCAAAAGUGCGGUAAUAAGCAUAAGUUCAGUCGCUUUGGAAAGGGUAUCUACACUAGUUCAUGCUCUUCGAAAGCGGACGACUACGCUAAGAGCACCGCUCGGAAGGCGAAGUAUCAAGUUCUACUCCUGAACCGCGUUGCUCUCGGCAAAACGUAUAAACUGCAAAGAAACGCUGAUCAUCUUACGUCGCCUCCACCUGGCUAUCAUUCCGUGUUCGGAGUGCCCGGGGUCGAGCUAAACUACGAGGAGACUGUCGUAUAUUCAAACGACGCCAUUCGCCCAGGAUAUCUCAUUGUGUAUGGUGAUCCACCAGAUGCACAUGAAGACGGAGUAGCAGAAUCUCUACGCAGAUUCUUCAGGACUCUUCAUUGACAACAGCGGAUGAGAUGUUCUCAUACUAGCUUAAAUAUGUCUGCU
Molecule: messenger RNA, 1081 nt
Organism: Somion occarium
Lineage: Eukaryota; Fungi; Basidiomycota; Agaricomycetes; Polyporales; Cerrenaceae
Source: the annotation of a GenBank genome assembly